AAUACCAAGUCAUAACACGCAAUAAACGCUGGGUGCGAAGGUAAGGGAAAAAGCUCAAGUAUCUUCAAGGUUAGCCUGAUGUUGAUCUAAGUUUCUGCGUUUUGUAUUCUGGUAAAAUGUUUACCUGAAUUUACUCUUGACGAGUUUCCCGUGGUAUCGUCAACGGAGGCGUUUCUUGGCCUCGUUAAACCUAUGCAGCCUCCCAUCCUAGGCGGCUGGAGUGACCAAACAUUUCACUGAAAUUUAACAACACUUCGCAUGCCAUUUUCGUCCAUCUUAUCCACUGCAUUACAAAUUGGUACCAUUAGAGGCGCUCUAAUCGAAUCAUCAGUAACCUAACCUAAAAAAUUCGCAUGCACGCUAAUGGAUUUUAAAGUUAAAUAAAACAAACUGUACUGUUAAGACUUUUGAUACCCAUAAUAAUUGAUUGACGCAUGUUGUCUGUGACCUUGAAAUCGUAUCUAGCCAUUUUUUUUUCGAAUUAGAUUUACAGAUUUACAGGGAAAAAAAUCUAUUAGAAUUUGAGUGAAGCAUAGAAUACUUUAUUAUUAAGCUGAGGUUAAGUAACCCAGCAGGAAGGCAUGGUUUGCGAUGGCUUCACUCGCAAGCACUGUUUCUAGAGAAAGAUUUCUUAACGCUUUUGAAAAGAACGAAACACUGAAUAUAACAUGCCAAGAGAUCGCCUCAGAAAUACAAUCUGGACAUGCAAAGCUUUACGCAGUUGUGGAAGAGCUUGGACCUUUUAUUACAGACAAAGAUGUUAAUACACGAGAAAAGGGCAUUAAUGCUCUCUCAUCUAUUUUAUCCCAUUUACCCAAAGAAUAUUUGAAUGAAAAUGAAUUAAGUUUUGUAACAUCAUUUUACUGUGAUAGACUUAAAGAUCAUCAUAGCAUUAUACCGUCAGCAUUGAAAGGAAUAUUGGCAAUUGUUCAAAUGAAACAUUUGCCUCGGGAUUCACCCGAGCGUUUGUUCAGAGUUUUCUUUGACAAUGUUCAAUGUCAAUCUCAGCUAGUGUCUGACCGUCGCAACAUAUAUUUAAUAUUUACAACAUUACUACAGAAUAGAAUAGAAGACUUAAAAGCUAUGGGACCAGACUUUGUUUAUGGAGUUAUUACCUGUAUUGAUGGAGAAAGAGACCCUAGAAAUCUCAUGCUAUUAUUCAGCAUACUUCCACAGUUUAUACAAGAAUUUUCAUUAGGUCACUUAACUGAAGAAAUGUUUGAAGUCAUUGCAUGUUAUUUUCCAGUUGACUUUAAUCCUUCUGGAUCAGAGGAGGUAGGAAUAACACGCGAUGAUUUGGCAGAGAAAUUGGCACCGUGUCUCUGUGCUAUACCACAAUUCGCUGAAUUUUGUAUACCGCUUAUAACCGACAAAUUAUUUUCAAAUCUUAAAGUUGCCAAAUUAGACUCUAUGAAUUUGUUAUGCAAAGGCAUACAGACCUUUGGCAUAAAAGGCAUUGAAUCACAUUUAACAGAAUUAUGGUCUGCUUUGAGAAAAGACAUUAUGCCUGGUGUAGACUUAGAACUGAAAAAUGCAAGUUUUAAAACAGUUACAGCUAUCAUUGAACUUAUAUCAAGUAAUACUAAGCUUUGUGAAAGUUUCAUUGAUAGUAUAAUCACAGAUAUGAAGUCUUCUUUGUAUGACGUACAACUGAGUAUGUUUAGACCAGCUGUUAAAAUAUUAGAGUGUGUUGCAACAGUUAAUAAGGAAUCAUGUGUACAUGUGUUAAAAGUGAUAGUACCACUAUGUCUUGGUCAAUAUUCUGUCAAGACUUCAAUACCAGAUAAAGUUAUUUUAAUUGAAACAUUGAAUGGCUUCAUAAAAAUCAGUUCUGAACAUGGAUUUCAUAUCAACAGUGUUCCAGAGUUAUCCUGGACAGAUAUAAAACAACUAUACCUCAACGAACUAUCAAUACAGCAUAAAGAAUUACAGUCAUGGCUACUAGUUGGUUUAACAAUGCAGAAAUUGUAUUUAAGCAAAACACAUCGAAAUUCCCUUUAUGAGAAACUUUGCAGCCUGAUCGAAACAACUUGUAAUGAAAUGAGAACAAUUUGUCACGCGACUUUUCUAGCUUUUGCGUCGUUAUACCCUGAGGAAAUAUCAGAUGUAAUAAGAGAAAAGUUUAGAUUAGAAAUUGGUGAAGAAGCCAUAGAAGUACAAAUUCGUAAGCUAGAAGUUUUAGCAGCUGUCGCUAAAACAUACAAAUUAGGUAUUGAAGUACUUCCAUACAUUGUAUCCCAGAUGAAUGCUAUUAAUCCUGAAAUAAGCUUUACAGCUUUGACUUGUCUUCAGAGACUAGUUGCUACGAAAACUAUUGAUUAUGAUAUUCAACAUUACCUUCAUAAUGAAUGCAGUAUCAUUGAAAAAUUAACCGCUAUUAAUAUGAGUCCUGUGGAUUGGAGAUUGGAUCUGAUUUUAAAUAUUUGCCGAUUAAUUGUACGAAGCCUUACGUUCGAAGAGCAAGAAAGCAUUGUCAACAAAUAUUCUGAUAUUUUAAGCAAGAGCAUUUCAGAAACUGAUGCUGUUUUAAUCAUGAAUAUCUUCAUUCCAUUAAGGCAGAAUGUGAAUUUCACAUUGGGUCCAGAUUUGUUAGAUAAUUUAUGUAAUUUAGCUCUGAGCAACACUCAUUCCAAUGUAAGAUCUACAACGUGUAAAUUCAUAGCUGUUGUUCUAAACAAAAUGAACGAUCAUAGUGAAUGCUAUCAACGUGUGUUGUUAUAUUUUAAAGAGAAGAUAGAUAUUAGUCUACAGUCAAAUACUAAUAUCGAUGUGAAACAAGCGGCAGUUCUUUUACAAAUAUGGUUAACGAAAGCUGUAAUCACAAAAGGUUCCUGUGAUGUUGAAAUAUUUUUGAACAAACUUAUGAAUCUUUUCAAACAUGAUCAAGUAGGUCAACAAGUGGCCCAAGAAUAUAAAACUCUAACAAGUAAGCAGGAAGAUACUUUAGUACAAGAAAAUUUUUGUACCAUCAGAAUCUUUUAUAAACAAAGAGUAUUUGAGCAUUUAAUUAAAAACAAUCAUGAGUUUGAAGACUCGUCAAGACAGAGAUACCUAACUGCUUUAGUACACUUAUUAGAGGAAGUGCCUGUGGAACUUCUAUUUAUGCAUUUAACAAAGUUGGUACCACUUUUAAUAGAAUCCUUAUCUCUUGACAAUGAACAGUUAAUCUAUUCGACGUUAAUAACGUUAAAAGUUUUACUGGAGGCUAAACAUGUUAUUUUCUCUGACAAAGCACAAUGUUUUAUCCCGAAAUUCUUGAAACUGACUACUUAUAAGGCAAUGAGAGUCAGGAUAGCAGCUCUAGAAUGUUUAACAAAUUAUUGUAAUUACCCGACGAUUUUACUUAAUAUAUACAAGCAAGAUGUACUAGAAAAAUUAGCAUCAUCGCUUGACGAUCGAAAACGUUUAGUCCGAAAAGCUGCAGCGAAAGCCAGAACACAGUGGUUUUUGGUUGGUGCUCCAGGAGGGAUUCAAGAUUAAUAAUCUGUUUAUCCUAAGUGAAAUUAAAUUACUAAUAAAACGUUUAUCAAAUUCUUAGAUUUACUAUGUUGUAUUCUCGCUAUAUUGUACAUGAUGUACAUAAUUGAAUAAAGAAUUGAUUUCUAUAAUAGGAUUGAAACCUGAAAGCUACUCUUUAAUGCUUUUAGUA
Nomia melanderi (Alkali bee) is the source of this 3649-nucleotide messenger RNA. It is a transcript of the gene Mms19, whose product is annotated as MMS19 nucleotide excision repair protein. The record is from RefSeq and is a predicted model, not a curated record. Lineage: Eukaryota; Metazoa; Arthropoda; Insecta; Hymenoptera; Halictidae. Gene Ontology annotation, cellular component: cytosolic [4Fe-4S] assembly targeting complex.